AUGACAAACUUCUCCCACGCUGCAGCCACCAUGGCGGACCUCGGUGGACAUCAUUUGCACAACCAUAACCUUCAUCACAGUAAGCCCAGCGCCAUUCACCAUACCAAUCCCCGUUCAACCAAAGACGAUCCCGUCCUCGGCACGACACGUCCAACCGAGGGCGCCGGCAGUGGGCUAUCUGCCUCGGAAGAACUCACAAACGAAGGCGACGAAGAGGACGAUUCCGAUGCUCAUGAAGAUGAACAAGAAGGUGACGAGGAAGAUGAGGACGCCUUAGCCCCGUCUCGAGGGUCAGGAAAAGGCAAAGGGAAAGGCAAACGCCCGGCCAUCCGCAUCGAGCCCGCUUGCGAUGAUGAGUCGGACGAGGAGACUACAUCCUGUGAGACGGCGCCAAAGGCCGGUAAGCCGAGUGAGGGCCAAUUGGGCUUGAACAACAAGAAACGUACCUUCAGCAACCUCUCGAGCACAUCGUUGCUCUUUGGCGAUGAUGAUGCUAGCACGCACACAUUUCCUCGUCCCAAGAUCGCUCGUAGACUGAGUCACACCAAUGGGACGGGGCUACUGGCUUACCAGGCCACUGGAGACGACGAUGCAAACAGGCUCGAGAACGCCAUCAUGAGCUCUGACGAUGAGACCGAGGAGCGCGCUGAAAAGGCAAUCACCGACGAUGACGACGACUAUGCCGGUCUGACCGAGAUCCUCGAAGACGAAUCGGACCUCGAUAAAAUCGAGGAGGAAGAAGAGAGCUUCAUCAUCAACGAGGAGCAACAGCAGACCGAGAACCUGUAUGCCAAGGCCGUUCGCGAUGCACGCAGACACGGCCUCGAGAGUUCCGGAAGCUUGUUUGAUGUGGGCGACGAGAUAUUCGGGACAUAUUCCGAUAUCAAUUUCGGCCAGUUCUUUGAGUUUGAGGAGGAGCCCACAUCUCCCGAGCCUACUCCCUCUAGAAAGUUUUCAGAUGCAUCUACUAAACGCGUACGAUUCGACGACGAUGUCCAGAAAUCCAAUGAGUCCAGCUCGUCUUCCUCUGAUUCCGAGGACGACCUCUUCCCUGAUCUCUUUUUGGAGCAAGACAAGCUGCCCCCCAGUGUACACCAGCUUAUGGAGAUGACCAACGAAACCGACGAGGACCCUCUGUCGGAUGCUUCCGAUCAGGAUUAUUACGAGGCGAGCCACGGCUUGGCUUCGAAUGAUGGAACCGGUGACAUGGAGGCAGAAUAUGCGUCAUCCGAAGCCGGCUCCAGUGGCUAUGAGAGCGACGGGACUGACACUGGCGAUACAACGGAGGAGGAUGAUUCUGAUGGAGAAUUCAGAACCAUGCCUCAUACACCCCGCCCAAAGUCCGUCCUACAUUGCCCGUCCUCCGCGCCUGCUUCCAGGGCAGUCACGCCUAAGCCAUUCCAGCGAUCAGCCCGAGCACCUGUUCCCGCUCGCGGGACAGGGUCUGCCCGUGGACCUCCCCCUGCCUGCGGUAUCUUCAUCCACGAUGAUACCACUGAAGCGAUCGCCGUGACCAACCGCACAACCAAGACUCUCACGUUCUACCGGCCCCGCGCAGCUCCGGUGCAAGGACAAUUCACCCCCCGCAGUAGCAGCGCUAGCACUGCAAACAGCAGUCCGCGCGCAUCCCUGCAGCAACUGAACGCUUCCGAUGGAGAGGUCAACAACGGAGUAUUGGGUAAUAUAUUCCUACCAACCUCGGAUAUCAUGUUUACGGGCUUCUUUGGCCUUGAUCCCACCGAAUCCUUCCUGACGACGGGCCAGACUAUUGGUCCUCCUGAAGCAUUCUUUCCCUUCGUCAGCGUGGCAAAUGGUAUGAUCAUACCCGACGAUGAGGAUUUUAUGGAUGACGAAGACUUUGAAGACGACAUCAAACUGGAAGACUUCCUCGAGAUGGGUUCCGAUGACGAUGAAACGGAAUACCAGCAGUAUGAUGAUGACGAGACGGAUGUACCAGCUACGCCGGCUACAUCCACGAUUGCGCUCAACGGAUCGACCCCGGCACGACCCACGCCCAUGGCCGAGACUCCAGUACCGCGGAGACACACCACUACCGAUGCUAUGCUGGAACACUUUGAUCGUGCAGGCGUUACCGCCUUCCGGAACAACCAGAACCGAUUCCGUGACAUUGCCUGCCAGCCAUAUGAUCCUAAUCUCCGCCAUUCCAUGUCGCGUCCCAUUCGAUCCGGCAGGUCCGCCGACACGCUGAUGUCUCCUCUGCGCAAGCGCAGUUCGAUAGCUAAGAAGAUCGGUGGCUCACCCUUCGCUCGUGUCAACACAGCCAGCGACCGCUUGCAGUCGUCGUUGAAGAAAAAAGGGAAGGGCCCCCCUAUGGGCACUUUUUCCUGA
Messenger RNA from Westerdykella ornata, 2349 nucleotides. RefSeq lists its product as uncharacterized. Lineage: Eukaryota; Fungi; Ascomycota; Dothideomycetes; Pleosporales; Sporormiaceae. The record is from RefSeq and is a predicted model, not a curated record. The transcript is spliced from 2 exons. The coding region runs from base 1 to 2349 and encodes 782 amino acids.